This is a messenger RNA of Stereum hirsutum FP-91666 SS1, 2463 nucleotides long. RefSeq lists its product as uncharacterized. Bases 1 to 2328 code for a protein of 775 amino acids. The record is from RefSeq and is a predicted model, not a curated record. NCBI's taxonomy places the organism in Eukaryota, Fungi, Basidiomycota, Agaricomycetes, Russulales, Stereaceae. The transcript is spliced from 10 exons.
AUGUCUACUGAGGAUAGGACUGUCGCGCAGAAGGUCUUGCAGAACAAUAAGGAUCACCAGUACGCUCUCAAAGUCUAUACGGAACGAUUAGAGGCUGAGCUUCAGACAGUUGACAAAUUCCUGGCACUUGCAGAUGUGGAAGAUGAAGCCGAAGAGGACAAUCAGCCUGAAGGUCAAGGCUCGAUUCAAAUCCCAGGCGCAAUAAGACCCUUGGGCGUUCUGUCUGCUUCAGAACUUCUUUCUGAGAGCUCCCCAUUCUACGAUGAUAGUGCUAGACGCCAACGAUACCUCACGGCCACCGAAUCUCAUCCUAUGAGUCUCAAGGAACAUGAGGCGUUGGCGGAGGCCAUACGCAUGGAGAACUAUCGCUUGUACGCCUAUGAGGCCCAAAGACGUGGAUUACCACCUUUCUUCAGCGCACACGAUCAGCCUCAAAAUUUAGAAUUGAACAAGGACGGGAUUGAUUGGGAUCGUGUUGCAGACAAGGUCAACACGAGUCUUGGAUCCACCGGUACACGGACUGCCUUGGAAUGCCAGAUACGAUGGCUCGGAAAUCGGCACCCUCAGUAUAAUCAUACCCAGUGGACGUUUCAAGAGGUGACUAAGGCCAAGGCUCUCAUUGCCGAUAUUCCUCGAGGUCAAAUCGACUGGAUUGACAUAGCAGACCAGCUUGGAACCCAGCGCACUGCAAUGGAUGUUAUGCGGCGUGCAGUUCCGAGGGCCGUCCAUGUAUGGGACAGAGAUGCUGACGAACGCCUCUUGGACGCCGUCAAGGUCUACGGAGUGGAGAAUUGGUCCCUAGUGGCCCGGCAGGUAUCCGAGGAUGUCACCCCUGCACAAUGCCAAAAUAGAUAUUAUCGGUCACUUGAUCCAUCUCUCAGGCGGGGUAAUUGGGUAGACGAAGAGGAUACUCGUUUACGACAAGCCGUCGCUCUUUUCGGAAACUCGUGGGUUGACGUUGCGUCCGUCAUGCCAGGCCGCAACAACGAGCAAUGCCGAGAUAGGUGGUCCGAGCGUCUUAACCCGAAUGUCGCGAAGGGCAAAUGGACUCCGGAAGAAGAUGCGAAAAUGCUUGCCGCUGUCGAGGAGUUGGGAGACGCUACUUGGAAGGCUGUCAGCGAAAAGCUUGGGACUGGUCGGACAGAUAAUAUGUGCCGCCAUCGAUAUCAGCUAAUAACGAAGAAACGUAGAGAGAAACCCACGUCUAUCGCUGGUGAACACGCAAAAACGCCCAGUCCGCAUACUAAUACUACAGAAGCACCCAACAUCGCCUCGACAUCGACAGCCAUUCCUCAGCAAGCGCCUGCGGCAGGCGUAAGUCCCUCUGAGGUCGACAUAAUCAGUGACGAACCCCCUCCUGUUCGCAAGCGUAAACCUCGCGCCCGUCCAAUCAACAAAAUCCCCGCCGCAGAGCUCGCGGAAAAAAGAGCAGCGCUUCCCGUGGGCGCUUCAUCUGCGACCAUGUUGGUUGAGCCUGCUACACAAGCCGCUUCUAAGCCUCGCGCCAGACGUCGCAGGCCGAAGCAAGUUGACGCCACAGUCCCCGAUACUCCCACCGACGAGGCCACAAUCCCUGAGACUGCUGAUCCCGAGGUCGCAUCAGCAGAAGAUCCGUCUCCACCUGUUGUACCUCCUCGCCCUCUCCCGCGUCCUCGUGCACGUCCCCGCAAGAAGGUCGCAGAGCCGUCUGAGGUAUCCCAACCUGGUCCUUCCGGUGGGUCCAAUAACGGUGGGCCCAGCCAAGCGACGCCACACCCAGCGGUUUUUACCAACAUCUCACACGUGGGAGCAGAUUCAGACGAAGGGCUCGCUACUCCACAAACUGGUACACUGGCCCAGCAUGAAGAAGAAUCCAUUGUUCUGCCCCAUCCUCGGUCCUCUAAAUCAAAGGGAAAGAAGAAAGCGGAUCCUCCCUCGCUUAACCCCACUGCACUCUCUGCAGACACUUCGAAGGCCGGUCGAAAAUCCCGAAAACGGCCAGCCCCCGAUGAAACAAUCCUUCCGAACUCUGAGCCUCCUAAACGACGACGAGUCCCUUCACGCGGGGCAGAACUUUCUGCGAAUACAGGUAGCUCUGCAGACAUAUUGCCUAGCCACGAUGACACUCAGAACGCUGACGACAGAAGUGUUGUUGCUGAACAACCGUCUUCACCGCCUUCCCCACGCAAGGGGAAAACGCCACGGAAAACAGCCACCGCACCUACUCGUAGGCAACCUUCGAGGGGUGUACGAGGGACUGCAGCGUCCGAUCUCAAUUCGACGGAGGCUCCGUCUAGUGGCAACAAACACGACAUGACCGAGCUCUCUGACCUGUCGUCGGUCGAGUAGAAUACCCAGAGAAUACAUUGUCACUUUGCUGGGAGCCAGUAACAGCAUCGUGUUAAUCCGAAAAGAUGCUGUAUGGUCAUAUGUAUGUAACGCAUAGCAAUGCGAGGGCAGAUGCCGCAAUAAAAAUACAAGAUC